Molecule: messenger RNA, 4293 nt
Organism: Coregonus sp. 'balchen'
Lineage: Eukaryota; Metazoa; Chordata; Actinopteri; Salmoniformes; Salmonidae
Source: the annotation of a GenBank genome assembly
AUGGAGAUUAAUAUGGAGUCCUCGCCGGACCCUGCUUCCAGCGACGCGGGAAACAGCGUCUCUAAACCGGCUACUCCAGUCAUGGACACGCCGGCGAACCUGGAGACCCUCCAAACCGACGACCACCACCAAACCCCUGUUAGAAGACAGAGUUGUUCCGGCUCCAGCAAAGGUAGAUAACAAAAUAUUUAGAUUUAAUACCGUGAGAAUUAUUUCCCAAAAAAUGCAGUGAAAUCUGUUGAAAAUGAAGGAGAAGGUGGAAGGACAACUUGAAAGUGCUUCCCUCUUGACUUGAAAGAGGCUGAGAUUCUUCUUUCUCUGGUCCAUUCCUUUAGACGAUUCUUCUUUCUCUGGUCUAUUAUUUUAGCAGAACUGUUCUUGAUUUAUUGUAUUCGAUAACAAUUAGACAACAUUUAACAAAAAGGCCUAUAUGAUUGACAGAUUUCCCGAUCACUUGUUAUAGCCACGAUUUAUGUGCUCAGUUGUUGCAUUUUUAAGAUGCUAUUUUGCCAAGCUAGCUGCGUGACAUUUGCUUUGGAUAUCCAUGCAAACAGUGACAUCAAUUCCUUCAGUGUAACUUCAAAAAGACUUGACUGUGUCGCCAUGAAGUUGAAACUAUGCUUCACAUUACAGCUGGACUGGCGGUCACACUGUACAAGUCCACACUCAAUCGUCUACUGUGGUAUUACUAAUGGUCAUUUGCAGUCUCACUAAGUAGAUUGUCCUUAUCCAUGCGUUGCAAUUUUUCCUGAUUGACAGUAUUUGUAUUGUAUUUAAAUACAUGACAUAAUAUAGAAAUUGUGUUUUUACAGGACAGACAGUACAGCCACACCCCCCUUCUUCCUGUUACGCAGCGAAUUCAAGUUCACUUCAAAUUGACACAAUCUGUUUAAUUUUGACAUAACGUUUGGGUUAUCUAUGUAGGCUAUAUGUCAACCGUUCAUAUAUCAUGUCAAAAUUCCUUCUGUUAUAUUGCCUGGCCGUUGAGUGACUACAGUGAGCUGGUUCAGAGCAGAGAGCUGACUGUUAUGUAACACCCUUGGAGCGACCGAAAAUCACAGAGAGAGAGAGAGAGAGAUAUCUAUUCCACUUGCUUUGGCAAUGUAAACAUGUGUUUCCCCAUGCCAAUAAAUCCCUUUGGAUUGAAUUGAGGGGAGAGAGGUCUCCCAGUGAUGUCCUUCUGGUGUAAAUGUUUCUGGACCAGUUAGUUUUACCCUCUAUAGUGCUCUAAUUGCACGACGUUUGUCUCUUAAGAAUUGUGCGGAAUAAUAUAUUAUUUGCUAACCAGCAUAUAGCUACAAGGAGAUAUCAGAGAGAGCUGAGAGAUUGUAAAGUUGGUGUGGCCAUGUACAGCAGCACCAGCAUGGGUAGUUGUAUUAUGUAACAGGGGACAGACAGUUUCACAGGGAUUCAGGCCGGCUGCCAGAACUCAGACAGGACUGUUUAAAUGGUUUGAGUUGGCAGCUAGAUGAAGAAGCAGUGUUAGACCUAGCCUGCUAACCCACAUUCUCCACUGUUUCUGCUAAGUAUUUACAAGUAGUCUACAUUCUAAGAAGAUUCUAGACAAGCAUCUUGAUUGAGUUGUUCUUGGAAAAUGUUUAACGUGGAGGGACAUUUUAAUAGGCUGAAAAAUAUAUACUGUCUUCUGUAUCAAAUCAGAUGCCUACAUUGUUCAUGGUGUACUGUAGAUGCGAUCAUGGUUAAUGAAUUAAGUUAGUUAUUUUUAUACCAACUUUCUUAUGGGAAGUUUUCCCUCUGUAUUAUAUUCUAUUCUAUGCAGUCUGUAUUAAAAUGAGAUGUUCCAACACAAAACAGAACUCAGUCAAUAUUAAAGUUCAGUCUGAGGUUUUCUAUUCGACUUGGAAGUCUGCUGUUUAGCUUUUGAAUAGAGACUUGCCAUUCAAUCACUCAAUUUCAAGGUGCAGAUUUUCCCCUGCUGUCACAGAGAGGCCUAGCUGGCUUUAAUAAAUGAACCUGAAGCGAAGGUAUAAACACUACUAUCUGGACCCAGGCCUGUACUGUACAAGCAGGUGCAGACAAAAGAAUGCAGCCGGCACUACAUUCUCAACAGAGUAGUACUGUAUUGGAUAGCAGUAGUUCGGCACUACAUUCUCAACAGAGUAGUACUGUAUUGGAUAGCAGUAGUUCUACACUACAUUCUCAACAGAGUAGUACUGUAUUGGAUAGCAGUAGUCGGCACUACAUUCUCAACAGAGUAGUACUGUAUUGGGAUAGCAGUAGUUCUACACUACAUUCUCAGCAGAGUAGUACUGUAUUGGAUAGCAGUAGUUCUACACUACAUUCUCAGCAGAGUAGUACUGUAUUGGAUAGCAGUAGUUCUACACUACAUUCUCAACAGAGUAGUACUGUAUUGGAUAGCAGUAGUUCUACACUACAUUUAAAAAAGUGACUGUAUUGGAACAUAUCUACACUAAUUCAAAGAGAGUACUUAUUGGAUAGCAAGAUUUCACACUUUUUUAACAGAGUGACGAUUGGAAGAGAGUUUCAAAUUUUAUUUAAAAAUUGUCUGUUUUGUGAUAUUUAACAUCUCACAUCUUCUAUUUUUUUCAUUUGAAAAACCCCGCGGCCCGGUAAUUUUGGGUGCCCCAGUGUUUUUUUCCGCUUGGGGCCAGGGCAAGAACGCAAAAGAUUUUUGUCCAGGCUGGGUAGUGGUAUUGGUAUUUAUAAGCGAAGCCUCAGUCGGGGCCUUUUUGGGACUCGUGGGGCCCGGGGUGUUUUUUUUUGGGAACCAAACAAAAACCAAACGGAAAAAAACGGAACCAAACGGCCCCAAAAAUGUUGGGGGAGUCCCUACAUUUCCCCCAAUAGAAACUUAAAAUUUCCUGAAAAAAUUUUUUUUCCCCCGUUGGAGAAAUGGGUUUUCCCCGGCAAAACGUUUUGGACUAAUGAUUACACCCCUGGAAUGUCAUAUGUUUACACGACACUGGCAUAAGUGAAGCCGCAGUACGUUCUACGGAUGGGAACUAGUGGGUGCUGGAGUGGCAUGUGUUUACACAACACUGACACAAGAUGGAUGGGGAUGUGGGGUUGGUAACUAAGGGGCUGGAACAGGGUUGGGUUAAAGCUGUUGUAAACCUCAGGAACACUGGCAGAGUGCAGAAGGGUAAAGCCCUCUCCUAGUCAGGCUGGUAGUAACACUGGCAGAGUGCAGAAGGGUAAAGCCCUCUCCUAGUCAGGCUGGUAGUAACACUGGCAGAGUGCAGAAGGGUAAAGCCCUCUCCUAGUCAGGCUGGUAGUAACACUGGCAGAGUGCAGAAGGGUAAAGCCCUCUCCUAGUCAGGCUGGUAGGAAACACUGGCAGAGUGCAGAAGGGUUAAAGCCCUCUCUAGGUAAGGCUGGUAGUUACACUGGCAGAGUAAGCCCUCCUAGGUAAGGCUGGUAGUUACCCAGAAGGGUAAGCCUCUCUAGGCAGGCUGGGUAGUAUACACUGGGCAGAGUGCAGAGGGUAAACCCUCUCCUAGUCAGGCUGGUUAAAACUGGGCGUGCAGAAGGGGGAAAGCCCCCCCCUAGUCAGGCGGUGUAAAAUGGGCAGAGUGCAGAAGGAUAAAACCUUCCUAUACUGGUAUAACACUGGCGAGGCAGAAGGGGAAAGCCCCCCCCAGUAGGCGGGAGUAAAAAAUGGGGAGUGCAGAAGGGUAAACCCCCCCUAGUCGGCUGGUAGUAAAAUGGGAAGUGCAGAAGGGGAAAACCUCUCCUAGUAGGCUGGUAUAACCGGCAGAGUGAAAGGGUAAAAAACCCCCUCCUAGUAGGGGUUGGGAGAAAAGGGAAGUCAAAGGGUUUUAAAACCCUCUCCUAGUCGGUGUAGUAACACUGGUGCAGUGGGGUCUAAACCCUCUCCUAUGGGGUAGUAAAACCGGGGUGCCGUGUAGGGGGAAAGCCUCUUACAGGUGGUUAACACUGGUGAUGGUAAGGUCAAAGCCCUUCCUAGUCAGGCUGGUAGUAACACUGGGAUAGUCAGAAGGGUAAGCCCCUUUCCUAGUGGUGGUAGUAAACACGGCAGAGGCAGAAGGGUUUAAACCCCCCUCCCCAGUGGCUGGUAGGAACAUGGGAGAGUGAGAAGGGGGGUAAAAACCCCUCCUAGUCAGCUGGUAUAACAAAAUGGUUGAGUGGUAGGGUUUAAAACCCCCCUCCCAGUCAGGCUGGUAGUAACACUGGCGAGGUUCGAAGGGGGAAAGCCCUUCUAGUGGCUGGUAUUUAAAACCCGGCCGAGGGGCCCAAAAGGGGAAAACCCCUCCAUCGGUGGUAGAACAUGGGGAAGGGGGCGAAGGGUAA